AUGACAUGUCAACACCUGGUCAUCGUCGGCGCUGGCUUUGCCGGCCUCUGGAGCGCCAUGGCCGCCAGGAGGCUCAUCGAUCUACACAAGGCCCUGUCCCGCGAGCGGUCGAUCCAGGUCACCGUCGUGGCACCUGAGCCAGAACUCAUCCUUCGACCACGACUCUACGAGGCAAACGUCGCUAGCAUGCGCGCAUCACUCGUUGAGCUCUUCGAGGCAACCGAUGUUGUCUUUGUUGCUGCCCGUGUCGGAGUCAUCCGCCCCCAGGAUGGCGAGGUCGACGCCGUGGACAGCACGGGGGCUGAUAUCACAAUCCCCUACGAUCGCCUUAUCCUGGCCCCGGGCAGUCGGCUGGCUCGGCCUAACAUCCCGGGUCUGCGGGAGCAUGCUUUCAGUAUCGAUCAGAUCAAAGAGGCGGUCCACCUGGAAGACCACCUUCGGAGCCUAUCCAAGCUCCCGUCAACGGCGUCGCGCGACACCAUAGUCGUGUGCGGCGGUGGCUUCACGGGGAUUGAGCUUGCGGCCGAAUUGCCCGAUCGUCUGGCCCAGAUAUUUGGCAAGGAUGGCAACUUUCGCGUCGUCAUCGUGGACCGCGCAGAUGUCAUUGGGCCCGAACUAGGAGACAACCCGCGUCCCAUCAUUGCUUCGGCCCUCGACGAACUGGGGGUGGAGAUGAAGCUCGGCUCCGCCGUCGCGUCCAUCGAUGCGAGCGGCGUAACCCUGUCGAGCGGCGAGCGCAUCGACACUCUCACGGCCGUGUGGACGGCGGGCAUGGAGGCGAACCCGCUGGUGAAGCAACUCGCGGCCCAGCGAGACGGCAUGGGCCGCGUGCAGGUGGACCGGGACCUGCGCAUCCCUACCCUUCCCAACGUCUUUGUCACGGGCGACGCGGCCAGCGUCGUCACCAAGGAGGGCGGCCAUCUCGCGCUGCAGUCGUGCCAGCACGCCCUGCGGCUCGGUCGCGCGGCCGGGCACAACGCCGCCGCCGACUUGCUGGGCAUCGAGGGGCGGCCGUACGAGCAGCUCAACUACGGGACCUGCCUGGACCUCGGCGGCUGGGGAUCGCUCAUCACGGACGGCUGGGAGCGCACCGUCCAUCAGUCCGGGGCUGGAGCCAAGCCCAUCAAGCAGUUUAUCAACCAAACCCUCAUCUACCCGCCUCCUCCGGACGCCUCGGCGGCCUUUGCGGCUGCUGACCCGGCCGACGAUCCGCCUCCCGUCAAGGCUUUCCUGUAA
Molecule: messenger RNA, 1236 nt
Organism: Purpureocillium takamizusanense
Lineage: Eukaryota; Fungi; Ascomycota; Sordariomycetes; Hypocreales; Ophiocordycipitaceae
Exons: 1
Coding region: 1-1236 (411 amino acids)
Molecular function (GO): NADH dehydrogenase activity
Source: RefSeq, a predicted model, not a curated record